Dictyostelium purpureum is the source of this 2832-nucleotide messenger RNA. RefSeq lists its product as uncharacterized. The record is from RefSeq and is a predicted model, not a curated record. The coding region runs from base 1 to 2832 and encodes 943 amino acids. The transcript is spliced from 4 exons. Lineage: Eukaryota; Evosea; Eumycetozoa; Dictyosteliales; Dictyosteliaceae. Gene Ontology annotation, cellular component: cytoplasm. Gene Ontology annotation, molecular function: guanyl-nucleotide exchange factor activity.
AUGAACAGGGGUAGAUCAGCAUCAAAUGGGUCAGUUAGUGCAUUAAUCAACAAUUUAAAUAAAAAUAAACAACCUAGUAAUGAUACAGUUACUCCACAGAGAAAAAUGACAGGAGUUUCUAAUAUGAUUUCAAAAUUUAAUAGUAAUGAUAGUAGCAAUAACUCACCAAUAACAUCAAAUUCUAGCACACCUACAACAAACUCACCUCCAGUUGUUCCACCAAGAUCACUAAAUACAACCAAUAAUAAUAAUGAUUCUAAUAUUAAAGGAACUCUAACACCAAGCUACACAUCAAAUAACCCUAUAUUAAAAACACCAAUAUCUCCAGUUAGUUUAUCAGCUCCUACCUCUUCUGUAUCUGUAUCACCACUACCACUAUCACCAAGAGGCACUAUUAAGCCCUCCCCACCUCCAAGAUGUCUAUCCCCAACACCACCACAACCACAAUCAGCCUAUACAACACCAACUUUAUCUCCUACAACAAAUAGUAGCAAUAAAUUACCUCCAAGACCAUGGUCACCACAACCACAAAAUAAUAAUGAUAGACCAUUACCACCUAGACCAUGGUCACCACAGCCUCAAAACAAUAAUAAUAACAAUAAUAUCGAUAGUAAUACAAAUAGACCCUUGCCACCUAGACCAUGGUCACCACAACCCCAACCACCACAACCCAACAAUAUAAAAACUGUAUCACCACCAAAAUCACCAACUAUUUCGCCACCAACCUCACCAACUAUUUCACCAAGUAAUUCAUCUACAAAUUUAAUACCACACAAAGGAAAUAGUAAUAGCUCAUUAACAAUUAGUGUUACUACACCACCUCAAGUUUCAAAAAGAUUACAUUCUACACCAGAGCCAAUGAAUACAAAUCAAAUUCCAACAACAGCAGCAGCAACCAAAACAACAUAUAACCUGUCACAACCAAAUGCAAGUACAAUGCCUCCACCAACCACAACAACAAGUAAACCAUCAUUACCACCAAGACCAUGGAGUAUUAAUACUGGUAACACUAGUCCAUCAAAUAGCAGAGAGAAUAGUAGUAACAAUAUAACAUCCAAUAACCAAUCCCCAACAACCUCACCUGUAACAACAUCAACUACACCCGUUAAACCAUUACCAAAAAUUUCAAAACCCCCACUCCCAAAACCAUCUACCAUAUCCAAUAAUAAUAAAACUGAAGAAAAACAAGAGGCAAGCUUAAGUGCAAGCAAUUUAGAUACUCCAAUUACAUUCAGUGAUAUUAGAACAACGAGACAAAAAACUUUAACAAGAAAGCAAGCAACAAUGAAACUUAAGGAUGGAGAUAGCAGUCCAAGCAAUAAUAUUGUUGAAAGCAAUAGUAGCAGUGAAAUUAGUGAACUAGCUAGCAGUGUUGGUAGUAUAGGUGAUGAUAUUGCAACUGAUUCUUCCAGUAGAAAUAAUAGUGCAGAUGAUUUAGAAAUAACAAAUACAAGCAACACAAACAACAUUAAUAUAGAGAAUAAUAAUAACAAUAAUACAAACAAUAACAAUAACAAUAACAAUAAUACAACCUCCAAAGAAAAAGAAAGCAGUACGUCAUCACUAACAAGUUUUAUAUCAUCACACAAAAAGAAAGGUUCAUUUUUAUUCAAUAAUUCAAAUGCAACAUUAAGAAGAGAGCAGACAUUAGAUUUAAAGGGUGUUUUAAUGGAAAAAAUUCAAGAAAAACAUAAUCAAAUGCUUACAAACUCAACCAGGAAAUCCAAAUUACCACCAAUUAACCAAUCAACAUCUGUUAACAAAGUUAUUAAUGAAAUCAUUGAAACAGAGGCAGACUAUUUAGAUGAUCUAGAAGUUAUUAUAAAUCUUUAUUUAUUUGCAGCCAUCGAAUUGAACAAAUAUAGAAUAUUAAGUGACUCUGAUAUAUUCCAUGUAUUUUCAAAUGUCGAAGAGCUAUACCAUAUUUCAUUAAAAUUAUACCCAAUGCUAUUAAAAACCAUACCAUUAUUAGAAAACAAUCAAUACCCAAAUAUUGAAGAAAUAUUUUUAUAUAAUUCCAAAGCAUUUCAAAGAUAUGGAUUUUAUUUAUCAUCACAAGAAAAUUCAAUUAGGGUUUUAAAUGGUUUAAUAGAUAGCAAUCAAGUUAUACAAUCAAUUUUUCAAUAUGUAAAAUCAUUAUCGCUAUGUAAGCAACUAGACCUACAUUCAUUUUUAAUUAAACCAUGUCAAAGACUUUGUAAAUAUCCAUUAUUGCUAAGAGAAUUAAAGAAAUCAGUCCCAGAAAGUGAAGAGGCUCAUCAUAAAAAUUUUGAAAGAAGUGUAAAAUUAAUGGAAAAGAUUGUAAAUGAUAUUAAUGGCAAAAUUAGUAAUGAUGAAAAAAUUCAAUCAAUUAUUAAAGAAAUUGGUAAUAUCUCAAAAGAAAACGAAUCUUUAUUAUGGAACCAAACAUUUAUAAAGGAUUCUAAAAUGAGAAAAGCAUUCAAAAAGAAAAAAGGUUAUAAAGAUGUUACGGUGUAUUUAUUAAGUCAAAUUAUUUUAAUUUUUGAAAAGAGCACAUUCAAGAAAAAACUUAUAAUCAUACCAUUAUCAAAAAUUAAUAGUGUUAACGAUAUCGAAAGAGAACAUCAAUUUGGAGUUGGAAUAAAUUAUAACAAAGAAGAUAACAGCACUCAUAAUGUUUCUUUAGCCUGUGAUAACUAUAGCCACAAACUACUAUGGAUUAAUGAUAUAGAUGAAACCAUUCAAACAUUCAAGGUAUUAAAUGGAACCUAUCUUUAUGUAACCUCAGAUCUUCAAAAUAAUUCUGGUGAAUCCAACUCACCAACAUCAAUAUCAGCAUCAAACUCCUCUUCAUCAAUAGCAUCAAUGUAA